CGGGACUUAUUGACCGAUGUGUUAUUUGUAUUACAAAUAGUAUUGAACUGAAUUUAUUCCACACCGAAAUUACGCCGAAUCUUCAAUACAUUUUUAACUUGGCGGGCGUCUAAACAGUGUAGAAUGAAUUGAACUACUUAAACUUGGCAUCAUUUUAGCGUAGAGUAAUUUGAUUGGUUUUUCUUGGGUAGUAUGAUUCAUUUGUUGGAGAAAAAAAACGCGGGAAAUAUUUUGAAAAAUUAAUAAUUAAUAAGCAUAGAUUUUUCUAGAGAAAUUGGAUGACAAAAGUAAACAUAUGCACUUUGGUGGAUCGAACUAUUUCUGGGUAAUUUUCCACAAAAAAUCCAAAUCUUCCAUUAUAAGCGCACCGCAAGCGGUUUUUAAAGAACUUUCAUGGUAAAGUGCAGUAAAACUGCCAGAUACAAAUUGACUCACUCUAUUGUGCACUAUUGUAUGUACAACAACAUGCGCAGGCGCAUCUCAUAUAUGUACACACGCAUACUAACACACAAAGAAAAAGUACACAUAUCGAUUCGAUACAAGAUAAAAGAAGAAAAGGACUUUUGUGUAUUAGGAAGUAUUCUUUGUUUGGAUGUGACUUGUAUACAAAAAAACAUCGAAAUUGUUUGUUAAAUCAGGCGAAGCUGCAUCAGCAUCAUUUCAAACUGCAGCUGUAUCUUUCAUCGAUUCUCCAAAAAAAAAAUAUAACAAAAUAACCUAGAAAAUUCUUUUGGAAUUCAGUCAUAAAGCAACAUAAUUAGUCGAAAUGUAUUCCGCACGCAGUUUUGCGUAUAUGCUGCUAUCGAUUUGUUCAAUCGAUUAUGCACUCGGUUGUUAUCUCAUCACACAAAACGGUACAGAACUCCUCGGUUCCGAUGACUCUAAUCGAGUAGCUACGAAUGUCAACGUUACCAGCGGUUCCAACAUAAUCGAUUGUUUUGGAAAGGAGUUCGAUAUCCAGAAAAUACAUAUAUCAUGGACGCCAUCAAAAGUCUUACCUGAACAUUUCAAUGUUACCGUGCAAUCGGAUGAUGAAGACUUUUUCGCCAAGAAAACCAUACCUGGCAAUCGUACUUUAGCUGCAUUUGGAGUGUUGAUUACACCGACAAGAAAGUAUAACGUUACAAUCGAAGCCAAGUAUGGUAAUCUUACAAUGGGCCUCGAAGAUUCUUACUUGCCAGCCUUCACCACAUUUGUAAUUGAAAAAGAGCAGCCAUGCUUCCAAAUCGAUGCGUAUUUGUGGAUUGGAAUAUGCACAUUUAUCAUAGUUGUGUCGUACGCAUUGGCCUACAAAUGCCACGCCGAUUUUGAUGAACUUGAAAAGGAUACUAAAAAAUCUCAAUAUGAGAAGAAUUUAACCGAAGGCAACAAAUUAUUACUCGAUGAUGGAACCAAGAAAAUCGAAACAAAUAAUAAUGCCGACAAAAAAGAGGCAAAAGCCGAUGGUAAGGACCAACAAGAUAAAGAUAAAUCGAUGGUCUAAGCCGUAUGCAUUUGGAGUUUUCUCAACGUGUGCUUCUCUGCCAUAAGAACCAAUGUAUUUGACGUAACAGUGAAUAGUGUUGGCGCCUAAAUAGAAUCUGCGGCAACUUUAGGAACGAUCAAUACUUCUUGUUGUUGCGAAAUUUGUGACAACAACAAAAAGAAUUGUUGGUUCUUAAAAAUGCCGCAAAUUGCUAAUACAUCUUAUUUAGGCGCCACCGCUAUCUUGCGCCGGCCAAAAGCAUAGGUUGAGUAUUCUUCUUCUUGGUGGAUCAUGCUAUUUAUAUAACUCUUAUAUUUCCGAAGGGAAAUAAGUUUUGCCGCUGAAAUUAAUACCAAAUGUUUGAUGAAUAAAUUGAGAAUAAAAACCUACCUCAGGAAUCUUCUGAA
Molecule: messenger RNA, 1872 nt
Organism: Sitodiplosis mosellana (orange wheat blossom midge)
Lineage: Eukaryota; Metazoa; Arthropoda; Insecta; Diptera; Cecidomyiidae
Exons: 6
Coding region: 767-1483 (238 amino acids)
Source: RefSeq, a predicted model, not a curated record